GGAACCGGAAGCGGAAGCGGCGGCGCGGCGGGAGAUUCGUGCGGUGCCGGCGGCGGGCAGAAGUUCAUCCUGGCGUCCCCAGAGGGGAAGGGACAGGGGGUCCCGCUCCCCUACCUGCUCCCCCUGCCCUGACCGUGUGUCUGCAGUCCCUGGCAUGGUGCAGAUCGUCAUCUCCAGCGGUGGCGCGGGGGCCCUGGCACAGUGGGUGCUGCUGGAGCUGCAGGGCCAGGUGGAGCCCCGGCAGAGCGGGGACCUGGCUGGGAGCCUGCUGGGAGACCUGCACUACACCUGCGAGGGCGUGCCCGUGCUCAUCGUGGGUCACCACAUCCUCUACGGGAAGGUGGUGCAGCUGGAGAAGCCGUUCGCUGUGCUGGUGAAGCAGGCAGGAGCCUCCCAGCCCAGCCCCGCGGGGCCCCACGGCCACUACACCGUUACUGCCCUCAUCAAAACCAAGCUGCUCUUCAAAACCCGCCCCAAGCCCAUCAUCACCCACGUGCCCAAGAAGGUCUGAGGGCAGGGAUGUGGGCUAUGAACUGUGAUCUGCUGCUGGAGAAAGCAGCGGGGACUUGGGGAGAUCCAGGACCUCGUCCCUGUCCUGCACAGGGGACUCUGGCACUGCUGGGUGCUGUCUGGGCACCCAGAGCCCUUCCUGGGUCACUUGUCCCCCCCAAAAUGACUCUUUUCAGAGAGCAGCCGAGCUCUUGGCCACAGACCCUGUGGAUCACUCCAGGAGCUGUGGCUCCUGGCAGGUAGGGAUUUCCUGUGAGCCUGGGCAGGGGUGUCCCACCCAGGGGCUGCCCACCGUGUCCAGCAGGUCCCAGGGAUCCAUGGAGGUGCCAGUGUGGAGAUGUCUCCUUCUACCCCGUCCCUCCAGCUGCAGGGACACCAGUGCCCCGCGGGGACUCGGCCCCAACCUCCCUCAAGUCGGGCAGGGGGUUCAGGGACCCUCCCCAAAACACACCGUGUGUCCUCACUUCAAGUCUUUAUUUCCACAACUCCGUCAGGAUAUAAAAACCAGCCUUUUCCACCCGAAAUAUGGAAAAAAAUUCCCCUGGCAGGUUCAAAAAUAAAUAGAUUUACAAACCA
Messenger RNA from Vidua chalybeata, 1086 nucleotides. It is a transcript of the gene CHTF8, whose product is annotated as chromosome transmission fidelity factor 8. The transcript is spliced from 4 exons. The record is from RefSeq and is a predicted model, not a curated record. The coding region runs from base 155 to 511 and encodes 118 amino acids. Gene Ontology annotation, cellular component: Ctf18 RFC-like complex. Gene Ontology annotation, biological process: mitotic sister chromatid cohesion. Lineage: Eukaryota; Metazoa; Chordata; Aves; Passeriformes; Viduidae.